Messenger RNA from Pygocentrus nattereri (red-bellied piranha), 5017 nucleotides. It is a transcript of the gene shisa7a, whose product is annotated as protein shisa-7. Gene Ontology annotation, cellular component: dendritic spine membrane; postsynaptic density; postsynaptic membrane. The transcript is spliced from 7 exons. Gene Ontology annotation, biological process: regulation of AMPA receptor activity; regulation of short-term neuronal synaptic plasticity. NCBI's taxonomy places the organism in Eukaryota, Metazoa, Chordata, Actinopteri, Characiformes, Serrasalmidae. The coding region runs from base 1821 to 3899 and encodes 692 amino acids. The record is from RefSeq and is a predicted model, not a curated record.
CAUGAUCGCGCGCGAGCUCGGAGGGAUGAAGAUGGUCCAGCUGGGAAGACGCGGCGCUCCGCGGCAGCCAGAGACGCAGUGCUGAGCGGGAGAAGCGGACCUCCGUGAAAGCACCGCCGCCUCAUUCCGCCGGUGUUUCGUGCUCUAGAGGAGGCAGUGAGGGAGGGAGGGAGGGAAGGAGGGAUGUGCCUGAGCGCUCUUUAGAGCAGCCUGCAGUCUAGCAGCGACGAGGAGAAGAAGGACUAACAUUUUAUGCAGCAUCUGUUGAAGAAUAAAGAAGAGAGAGGAGAGAAAACUAACAGAGCCGGGUUUCCGAUAUUUUGGCCAGUUAAAGCAGAGCAAGGAACUAAGCCCCGGAGCCCCGCGUUCACCUGGAAUACCUUCACAACGCGUCGUCAGAAAGACAUAAACAAGUCUUGGUUGAGGACCCUAUGUAGGUGUGAUGUAAUCCCCCCACCACCACCACCUCCACCUCCACCACCACCACCACCACCACCCCCCACCCCCCCACUCAGCCAUGGAGACCACCGGGGCUCAGAAGACAGCCGUGUGGAAAGCAGUGUUAGGUGAUUGCCCGGCUUGUUUGCCUCGCGCACACGUCUGAACGUCGUGCCACCGAGCUGAGAGGAGUCGUGAGCUUCAGCCGACUCGCGCGCUCAGAAGCCCUCUGAACACAACGGAGCUGAUAAGGAUCGACGGACCCCGAAACCAACCAGAGCUGAGUGGGAGACGAUUGGGAUAUCAGUGUCAUUUUUGCUGUUUACAUGCUCUGAAUGGUUUCGCUGAGGCCUGAGACUCUGAAGUCCUUCUCUUUUUAUGUUUUUGCUCAUAUCGUUUUAAACGGGAGGAAUAAGUGGUCUUUCUUCGCGUCCCGUACGACUCAAGCAGGGUUUUUUUAGCUCGAUCUUGACCAUAAGGGUAAGGUGACCUCGUCGAGAUAACUGCGCUGUCUCGCAAACUUUUACGCAAAAAUGAACGCUGAUUUCUCUUGAGUCCGCAUCGGUUACACGUGCAGCAAGAGUGGCCUCUAAAGGGCUGUGCGGUCAAAAUGAUUCCCCAUCACACUGACCUUAACCAUUCCAAAGAUCUCACCACCAUACGUAGUCCUCUAAAGACGUAGAUUAGCACAAUAAUAGCAGCGCAACGUGACUUGUGUAGUUGAUUAUUAAACUCUUUUAAACUGCAAGAAAACUGUAUUCAGGGAGUUUUACGGGUCAGGGAAAGACUUAAGUGCCACUGCUGAACAUGAGUGCCCAUAUUGUCUAGUAUUGAAGUCAUACUGAAGACAAAAAAAAAGCCAGAAACAUUAGUUUACAUUUUACGGUGUUUACAGUUGACCUUUGCUCUUAAGUGAAAAUUUUCAUCUUAAUAAGUGCCGAAACGGAGAGAAUACUUACUUAAAAACCUACGUGCUUAGUGAAAACUAUUGUAAAGCCUUCCUAAAUCUGACUUUACAUCAGCUAGCGAUUACCAUUAGGCAAGCCAUCUUUACUCUUCCUUGGCCAUAGACCUCUGAGGAAAGGUGAGAAGCGAAUGUCUUUUUGCUCAAGGGAGAAUUUUUCCUCUUUUUUUUGCCAUUUUGUUCGUUUCCAAAGAGACCGCAUCGUAAUAAUCCUUGCGACCAACCCCCACCCCGUUAUUCUGGAACUUUGCACAGAAUUUUUGCACACGCUGUAAUUUAUUUAUGGACUGUUUUGAUACGGACACAAAUACCGUACGUCGGAGGAGGCUGUACGUUUACAUGCAGCGUUAAGGAGGCCGGUUCCAAAGGAGGAUUCCGGAUUCUGCUCGGGGGUUGAGUCAGCGAGUGAAAUAUAGCCAUGUUUAGUCACGUAAAGAUGAUGCCCACCUUGGGAGCUCGAGCGUGUGUCAUCCUCUCCUUUCUGCUAAUUGCCGUGCCGCUAAUCACAUCACCAGCGAGCGUGCCAGACCCCUCGAGAACCCGACUUGCCCCCAGAAGGCCCACCAGCGCCCCCACCAUCAGCCCCAGGCCGAGCAGCUGGGCCUUACUAUUGCAGUCCAGAGGGGGGAACCUGCGAGGAAAAGGACGCCCCAAGCAGCCGUUCGUUACCGCGGAGACGCCUCCCAGGCCUCAGGCCCAGGUCAUGCUGUCCAAGAACGAAACGGCAAACGCCCUCAAACCUCCGCUCGGGGCGGCCCAGGUGGCUCCGCCCCCACGACGGCUGGUGGAGGUGGACGUGUGCCGUGGUUACUAUGACGUCAUGGGUCAGUACGACCUGACCUUCAACUGCUCCAAGGACGACUUCAUCUACUGUUGCGGCACAUGCCACUACCGCUUCUGCUGCCCGGACCGCUCGCGACGGCUCGACCAGAACAUCUGCCACAACUACCACUCUCCAGUCUGGGCCAAUACAGCGCCGCCGGGCACCAAGCCCCCCCACCACCUCCCCGACCCCGACCUCAGCCGCAUCGAGCAGAGCAACAACACUAUCUACGUCAUCGGAGGGGUCAUCUCCUUCACCGUGGCCGUGGCUGUGGCCAUCAAGGUGGCAUUUCACAAGGCAUCGCGCCAGCCCCGCAACAGAGAGCUCAAUAUGCCCAGGGCGCUGGUGGACAUGCUGCGUCACCAGUCCAGCCCCGUCCAGCAGGGCGAACGAAACAACAGCGUGGUUCUGGGUACUGGUGGUGGAGGAGGGGGAGGAGGAGGAGAGGGAACCCUCGGACGACCACCCAAAAACCUGUACCCCACCCUGCAGAGCAAAGACAACCGACUGGGAAACCUGCAGCACAACUUCAUCCACACGUCAGGGUCCAGCCCCAAACACACUGCCACCAUCGAGCACGCACCGCGUAUGAACAACAUGCAGUUGGCCACCGGCGGGACGCUGAAACCAAACAAGCACACAAACGCCAUGAAGCCCCAGCCGUCCUUCCACCACUCGCUCCACAACCUGGCCCAGUUACCGCCUUCCUACGAGGCCGCCAUGAAGCCCGAGAUCAACAGAUACUCCUCCCUCAAACGUCUGGAAAAAGGAGGUUUGGAGGAAUACUCCGGUUACUGCACCACUAAACGGAGACCCAACAAUGCCCCUCCAUCCUUCCACUCUUCUCAACACCACCUGCCUUGGGGUGGCGACUAUACCCUCGGGGGACGGGGCACGCUCCCCACCCACGCCACCCGCCCCCGGAUACCCCACCCGCAGUCCGCCCCCAGCCACACUCCUAACCCCUACCCCCUCGACCCGCCAGAAUCGAAGCACAACCCGAACUACGACACGCUCUCCAAGCCGCCCCGGCGAGUCAAGUCCACCGACCAGCUCCUGGCACUCGCCGACGGAAACACGCUGUCCAGGAUGAACAAGAACCAGCAGCACCAGUACUACAAAAACGCCAAGAACUCCAACAACCAGAACACCCUGCGCAAGUCCAAGGACAGGCUGCUGAUGUCACCGGACCACCUGGAGGAGGAGGUGGGCGUGGGUGGUGUCGAAUACGGAGGUGGGGGGAGCGGCAUGGGCAUGGGCGACUACACAGGGGGAGGAGGCAUGGUUCCCACGCUGCCCCGCGUCAGCCACCAGAAGGCUCAGUCGCAACAGAACGUGUGCGCCACGCCCUCACUCGACCGCCACCACAUGAUCAAGAUGAACUCCCACCCCACCUCGGGCCGGGAGCAAGAGCGGAACGCGGCCGCCAUGUCAGGCCACCUGGGUGGGGGCGGAGGCGGAGGCGUGGGCUGGAGCGACAUGCAGGGGACGGGGGUCGUCAUGGGUACGGGAACACUAGCAGGACACAGCGCCAGGAGGCUGGCGUUCGCGGCAAAGCGGCAGAACACCAUCGAGCAACUACACUUUAUCCCUGGAGGGGGAGGGGCCAGUGGAGGAGGCGUGGCUGGGAACCAGGGGGUUAGAACAGGGAGCAAGAACGAAGUAACUGUGUGAGCAAGAGGAUGGGGAGAGAGAGAGAGAGAGAGAGAGAGAGAAGGAAAAUGAAGGAGAAGUGGGAAGAUGGCGGAGGGAAGAGUGGGCAGAAGAGGGAGUGAAGUACCGAGAGAAGAGUGUAAAGAAGGAGUGGGCGGAUGGUAGAGAGGCAGAGGAAGAGAAACAGAAAGAGAGUGAGGGAGAGACGGAGAGCGAGGAGAUGAAAGGAAGAGCGGAGAAGCCGAGGGAAGCGCAGAAGCUGUACAUACGGAGAGAAGACAACGGUCUAAAGCUUCAAAAGAUGUUUUCUUUUUUUUUUCUCUUUGUAAAAUUUCAGCCAUAAUUACAGUAUAAUAAUUCUGUAUAUGUUUGAAGUUCGACGAUAGCCACCUUCAUGAACAAACAUACAUGUAUACAUACAUGAAGAAGCAGAACAGUCUGUUGUUUGGCUGGAAACCUGGUGGAGGCGCAGAAUUUCAUGCCACUGUGUCUUGUUUUUACUGGAUAUUUACAUGACGUUUAAUGCCAUUAUAGAGCCAUAUGUUCGGGAAAUGUCCAAUGGAACAUUCACCAAAAAAUGACAAAGAAAAGAAAAAGCUAGAAAUAUAUACAUGGAAAGGGAGAAAACCGGCAGACACGUGUGCAAUGUGCUUACAUCAGAAGAUCCCUUUGGAACAUGGAUUGGUCAUUCCAAAUGUCCCGGAGACAGUAUCAAAAGAGGUCAAACAUCAAAUGGAGUCCACCUUCAUGAGAGCUUUUUAAUGUACCACCCUAUACAAUAUACUGCCACAACAAAGCGACUCAACAUUGCAUCCGAAAAACUAUUGCCACGACCUUCUUGCAGUCUGCAGUAUGAGAUUAAAUGGAUUGUAUUCCUAAGAAAGCCCACAAGAUUACUGCCUUUGUCAUACGCCAUAAACUCUUCACAUCUUCUGCCGGACCCGGCGGUGAACGUACUGCUCUUUUGAAACUAGUUUUGAUGGGAUAUUGAUAUAGCUCACACAAAAAAACACCUAUCCUCAACUUUCUCCAUGGAGUAAGGUCAUUUAUUUAUAUAUUUACCCCCCUUAUAUCUCAAGGAAGGGACUGGCAACCUCUCUUAUCAAUAAAAGCCAUUCUGAUUGGGCAGAAAAGCCCAG